This is a messenger RNA of Jaculus jaculus (lesser Egyptian jerboa), 2055 nucleotides long. RefSeq names its product cathepsin D (gene Ctsd). The coding region runs from base 136 to 1359 and encodes 407 amino acids. Gene Ontology annotation, biological process: proteolysis. NCBI's taxonomy places the organism in Eukaryota, Metazoa, Chordata, Mammalia, Rodentia, Dipodidae. The transcript has 9 exons. The record is from RefSeq and is a predicted model, not a curated record. Gene Ontology annotation, cellular component: lysosome. Gene Ontology annotation, molecular function: aspartic-type endopeptidase activity.
ACGUGACCCACCCGGGCGUGCAAACAAGCCGGUCAGCUGACCGGACUGCGCCGUCAUCCCGACUAUAAGCGCGCGACCUUUUAGCGUAGGGCUCCGUUCUACCGCCUGGACGCCGCCGCCGCCGCCGCCACCAUCAUGCAGACCCCCGGCGCUGUGCUGCUCGUCCUCGGCCUGCUGGCCGCGUCGGCCACCGCGCUGGUCAGAAUCCCGCUACACAAAUUCACAUCUAUCCGCCGGACCAUGACGGAGGUGGGCGGCCCUGUGGAAGACCUGAUCCUUAAGGGUCCCAUAACCAAAUAUUCCCUGCAGUCACCUGCUGGGACCAAGGGGCCAGUGCCCGAGAUGCUCAAGAAUUACAUGGAUGCCCAGUACUACGGGGAGAUUGGCAUCGGGACGCCCCCGCAGUGUUUCACAGUUGUCUUCGACACUGGCUCUUCCAACCUGUGGGUCCCCUCCAUCCACUGCAAGCUUCUGGAUAUUGCCUGCUGGAUCCAUCACAAAUACAACAGUGGCAAGUCCAGCACCUACGUGAAGAACGGGACCUCCUUUGACAUCCACUAUGGCUCUGGCAGCCUCUCCGGGUACCUGAGCCAGGAUACUGUGUUGGUGCCAUGUAAGUCAUCCCUGGGAAGCAUCAAGGUGGAGAAUCAGAUCUUUGGUGAGGCCAUCAAGCAGCCAGGCAUCACCUUUAUCGCAGCCAAGUUUGAUGGUAUCCUGGGCAUGGCCUACCCCCGCAUCUCUGUCAACAACGUGCUUCCGGUCUUCGACAAUCUGAUGCAACAGAAGCUGGUGGACAAGAAUGUCUUCUCCUUCUACCUGAACAGGGACCCCAGUGGACAGCCUGGAGGGGAGCUGAUGCUGGGUGGCAUUGACUCCAAGUACUACAAGGGUGAGCUGUCCUACCUGAACGUGACUCGCAUGGCCUACUGGCAGGUGCACAUGGAACGGGUGGAUGUGGCCAAUGGACUGACCUUGUGCAAGGGGGGCUGUGAGGCCAUUGUGGACACGGGGACUUCCCUCCUGGUGGGCCCAGUGGACGAGGUGAAGGCGCUGCAGAAGGCCAUCGGAGCUGUGCCGCUGAUCCAGGGAGAGUACAUCGUCCCCUGUGAGAAGGUGUCGAGCCUGCCCGAUGUCACCCUGAGCCUGGGAGGCAAAAAGUACCAACUGUCCUCUGAUGACUACAUUCUCAAGGUGACUCAGAGCGGCAAGACCAUCUGCUUGAGUGGCUUCAUGGGUAUGGACAUACCCCCGCCCAGCGGGCCACUCUGGAUCCUGGGUGACGUCUUCAUCGGCCGCUACUACACGGUGUUCGACCGCGAGAACAACAGGGUUGGCUUUGCCCAGGCCGCCAGGCUCUAGCUUGUCCCGUCCCACCAGCAGGGAAAUGGACCAGAGUCCAGUAGAGGAGGCUGGCCGGCCCCCACCCCUCCACCCACCCACACACACACUCACACUCGAGCCUGGCCCAAGCCGGGCUCACUGUUUUGUUCCGAGGGUUCCCUUCCUGGGUUCAGAGUUGCUGCUGCUGCCUGCCUGCCUGCCUGAGGGGGGCAUGGGGGCCUGUGCAGAACACGGUCCCUUUUGCCGCCUUAGAAGGUCCAGGCUGGCUUGGUGGUCACUAAGUUUGUGCGUCCCAGGAGUCCGCAUCCCUUUCCCAGCCCUGCUGCUUUUGGCUGCGGGGGCAACGCUAGCUGCGCUGAGCCCCGGCCCCGCAACAGACACAGGGGUCCUGGGAUCCCUUCUGGAAACUGUCCUGCCCCGGGCCCCUCAUCCAGCCUGGAGAUGGCCCCAGGUGGCAUGGCCUUGGUCGCCUGUGUGUCUUGGUCCUAGCUGAGGCCUGGCAGUGAACAAGGAGGAGAAGAUGCAAGCCAGCCUCCUGCGCCUGCGGGGCUCCCUGGGACCUGACCCCCCCCCACCCCACCCAGGAGGGCACGCAGUAGCCUAGGGCAGGGAUAGGAUGGCUAGGUGGCUCUGGCUAAUUUCUGCUACCAUCCUCCUGGGUUGGGUUGCCAAGAGCCAAAACUGAUGUAAAAAUACAGUUAAUGUGGGCCUCUU